Synchiropus splendidus (mandarinfish) is the source of this 4115-nucleotide messenger RNA. It is a transcript of the gene elp1, whose product is annotated as elongator acetyltransferase complex subunit 1. Gene Ontology annotation, cellular component: cytosol; elongator holoenzyme complex. The transcript is spliced from 36 exons. NCBI's taxonomy places the organism in Eukaryota, Metazoa, Chordata, Actinopteri, Syngnathiformes, Callionymidae. Gene Ontology annotation, biological process: tRNA wobble base 5-methoxycarbonylmethyl-2-thiouridinylation. Bases 123 to 4067 code for a protein of 1314 amino acids. Gene Ontology annotation, molecular function: protein binding; tRNA binding. The record is from RefSeq and is a predicted model, not a curated record.
UGACGUCAUAGGUGAAAGGUUACCACCCUGACAGCGCCACAUGUAUUUUGUUUUUGCUCCAUCGUAACUGCAGGAUUAACUUCGGUGUCUCGACUGGUUUUUCCUGCUCAUGCUGAGGAAGGAUGAGGAACCUGAAGUUGCUCAGGAGCCUGCGCAGCUCUGAGCUGCAGAGUCCAGGAGCUCCUCAGUGUUUAGCUGUCCGGGUGGACACUGGAACCCUGCUCGUCGCCUCGCAGUACUCCAUCUCUGAGUUCAACCCUCACACUGGCCAGGUGGUGAGUGAAGCCUCUCUGACAGCCAGCGAGUUCCUCCCUGAAGAUGGUUCCGGGGUGGUGGUGGGACUUCAGGACCUCGCCGAACUGGAGUCCGCCUGUUUAGCCACGGCCGGUGGUGACGUCCUCCUCUUCAACUUCAACACCUGUCAGCUGGAGUGUGUGGGCAGCGUGGACAGCGGCCUCACGUCCAUGAGCUGGAGUCCUGAUGAAGAGCUGGUGGUUCUCACCACAGGUCAGGAGUCCAUCAUUAUGAUGACCAAACACUUCGAGCCCAUCACUGAAGUCAGCAUCCACCAGGACGACUUUGGAGAAGGGAAGUUCAUCACAGUGGGCUGGGGAAAGAAGGAGACACAGUUCCAUGGUUCCGAGGGGAAACAGGCGGCUCAGCGGAAGAUCCAGGAGGUGAAGCCCGCUCCGGACUGGGAUGACGGGCGGCCCAGGGUCACCUGGAGAGGAGACGGUCAGCUGUUUGCCGUCAGCGUGGUCUGUCCUCAGACCGGCGCCCGGAAGGUUCGAGUCUGGAACAGAGAGGGGGUCCUGCAGGCCACCAGUGAACCUGUCAGUGGGCUGGAGCAGUCGCUGUGCUGGAAGCCGUCGGGUAGCGUGCUGGCGAGCACGCAGCGCCACCCCAACAAGUACAGCGUGGUGUUCAUGGAGAAGAACGGGCUGCUGCACGGAGACUUCACACUGCCCUGCAGCCAGGCCAGAGUGAAGGAGCUGAUGUGGAACAGCGACUCGACCGUGUUAGCCGUGUGGGUGGAGGACACCAAGGAGGGACCCGUCAGCACUUGCUUGCAGCUGUGGAUGGUGGGAAACUACCACUGGUACCUGAAGCAGACUCUAGACUUUGGCUGCGACCCUCUGAAGGCCCCCGUCAGUGUGAGCUGGGACCCAGAGCGCCCCCUACGUCUUCACGUGGUGACCCGCGGCUGGACCUGCGUCUCCUACGACUGGGGGUGGAGCACAGAGAGGAGUCCGGGGCGGGAUGCCAGCGACCUCGCCAACGUGGCCGUGAUCAACGGGGAUAAGGUCCUGGUGACCACCUUCAGGCGCGGCAUGGUUCCUCCGCCCAUGUGUUCCUUCCAGCUGCAGCUGACCUCACCAGUCAACCAGGUGACCUUCCUCCAUAAAGCUGAGAAGACCAAUCAGCUCGCUGCGUUCACAUCUGGUGGACUUCUGUCCAUCUACAGCCAAGGUUCAGGAGAGCAGCCGGAUCAAGGAGCUGAUGGAUUCAGGACAACGUCUCCAGCUCUUGUGCUCCAGAAGACCUUCAGAGUCGCUGUCGACCAGCAGGAGCCGCUAGAGCUCCGUCAGCUUCUGUGGCUGCGGGAGGAACAGUUCGUGGGCGUCAGACCGGGUCAACUGCCGGGCUCAUCCACUCUGCUGGUGCUUGGUCCAGCUGAGGACACCUCAGAGGAACUCUGUGUGAGGUCGGAGGUGGACGUGGACGGAGUGGUGGUCAGCAUGGUUCACUGCUCUCAGACCAGCACCGUGGCUCUUCAGCUGGAGAAUGGAGAACUUAAGAAACUGCUGUGGGACUGUCCCAGACCUUCAGUGAGCCCCUGGCAGGACUCCAGCGGCUGCAGAGUCAACUUCCCCGUUCCCUGUGUGCAGACGGCACUCUGCAGCAUCCAGGGCGAGGAGCACCUGCUGGGUCUGACGGACAGAUCCCACCUGUUCGCUGGAGACACGGAGCUGGCGUCCAACGUGUCAUCCUUCGCUGUGAGCUGCAACUUCCUGGUCCUCACUACACACGCGCACACGUGCCGCUGCCUGGACUUGAGCACGCUCAGUCUCAAAGAGCUGCGGGCGGCGCUGACGUCCGACGGAGGUCAGACGGACGAGACGCUGCGGCGCGUGGAGCGAGGAUCCAGGAUCGUCACUGUGGUUCCUCAGGACACCAGAGUGGUCCUGCAGAUGCCUCGUGGGAACUUGGAGACGGUUCAUCACAGAGCUCUGGUCCUGGCUCAGCUCAGGAUGUGGCUGGACGCCUUGAAGUUCAGAGAAGCCUUCGAGUGCAUGCGGAAGCUGAGAGUGGACCUGAACCUCAUCUACGACCACAACCCCAAGGUUUUCCUGGAGAACACUGAGGCCUUCCUCACCCAGCUGGACUCCAUCACCUCCAUCAACCUCUUCCUCACCGAGCUCAAGGAGGACGACACCACCCUGGGCAUGUACCCGCGUCCCCAGGGGGCCGCCGUCCCGCCCAGGGUCGGACCCGGCCUGAAGAAAGUGGACCUGGUUUGCGACUCUCUGCGGACCACCAUGGAAUCUAUGGAUCCCGACAAGUUCUGUCUGUCCAUCCUGACCGCUCACGUGAAGAAGACGGUUCCAGAGCUGGAGGUGGCACUGCAGAAGGUCCACGAGCUUCGAGCCCACCCUCCGACCCGACCUGGAGCCGUGAGCGCCGAGGAGGCGCUGAAGUAUCUCCUGUUCCUCGUCAAUGUCAACGACCUGUACGAGUACUCGCUGGGCACGUACGACUUUGACCUGGUGCUGAUGGUGGCCGAGAAGUCGCAGAAGGACCCCAAAGAGUACCUGCCCUUCCUGAACACGCUGAAGACCCUGGAGCAGAACUACCAGCGCUACACCAUCGACAAGCACCUCAAGCGCUACAGGAAAGCUCUGAGCCACAUCAGCAAGUGCGGGGACGGGCACUUCCUGGAGGCUCUGCAGCUGGUGAAGGACCAGAAGCUCUACGCUGAAGCUCUGAGGAUCUACGGCGGCGACGCCUCGCACUACAAGACGCUGAGCUGCGCCUACGCCGAGCACCUGGUGGAGCAGCAGCAGGUGGAGCAGGCCGGCCUGUUGCUAUGGCGAUGUGGAGAGCUGAUGGUGGCGCUGCAGGCCUUCACCGGCUGCUCCAGCUGGAGGAACGCCGUGUGUGUGGCGCAGGAGAUGAAGCUGCCACCAGAGCAGGUGUCUCUGCUGGCCAGAGAUCUGGCAGAGAAGUUGAUGGAACAACGACGGUAUUCUGAAGCAGCUCUGCUGUUGGACCAAUACGCCAAAGACUGUGAGGAGGCCAUCUUGGCUCUGAUCACUGGUGCAGCCUGGGAGGAAGCUCUCCGUCUGAUCCACAUGCACGACCGCCAGGACAUCAGCGAGACCAACCUGAAGCCCUCCCUGCUGGAGGCCGUCGUCACACAGACGCAGUUCCUGGAGACGCAGACGUCCACCUUCACGCGCCACAGAACCCGACUGGCGCUGGUCCGCGAGCAGAAGGAGAAGGCCCGACUCAACAUGCUGGACGACGACGCUCCGGACUGUCCCGACGCCGAACUGUACUCUGAGGCCAGCAGUGUGAUGAGCGGCACCAAGUACUCGCACAGCAACUCGCGCAUCUCCUCGAGGAGCUCGAAGAACCGACGGAAGGCAGAGAGGAAGAAGCUGAGCCUGAAGGAGGGAGGUCCUCUGGAGGACCGAGCCCUGAUGUUCGCUCUGGGUGAGAUCAUCAGCAACGUGGACAAGAUGAGAGAGGAGGUCCACUCGCUCCUGAGGACUCUGGUCCUCUUCCAGUUCGACCGUCAGGCCGAGAAGCUCCAGCAGCUGUACGGGGAAGCGCUGAAGACGAUGGAGGCGGCGAUCCCCGAGGUCUGGCCCGAAGGUGCCGGCAAACAAGCGCCGCUGACUGGACCUCAGUCCACGGCCAACAGCAUCGCAGCGUCCCUCCAGCAGCAGCAGCAGCAGCAGCAGCAGCAGCAGCAGCAGCAGCAGCCUGCUCAAGACGCCGACGUGCCGACUCCACCGAAGAUGAGGAGCUCUGUCAGAUGGAAGCUCGUCGUCCUGCAGUAGCUUUGUUGCAUGUGUGUCGUAAUAAAGGUGGUUUCUAGUACAGAGUUU